Stegodyphus dumicola is the source of this 897-nucleotide messenger RNA. RefSeq names its product sodium-dependent phosphate transport protein 3-like. Gene Ontology annotation, molecular function: transmembrane transporter activity. The record is from RefSeq and is a predicted model, not a curated record. Lineage: Eukaryota; Metazoa; Arthropoda; Arachnida; Araneae; Eresidae. Gene Ontology annotation, biological process: monoatomic anion transport; transmembrane transport. Gene Ontology annotation, cellular component: membrane.
UAAGGAUACCUUGGAAAGAAAUGGCUCUUUCAGUUCCUUUGUGGGCAUUGGCAAUUGGAUUUUUCGGUCAGUUCUGGUUACUAGGAUUCUUUUCUACAGUGCACGCUCUGUACAUGGGAACCGUGCUGCAGUUACCCAUAGCUAAGAAUGGUGUUUUAUCCUGUCUACCUCAUCUCCUGAGAGCUUUUGCCACUUGUAUUGCCAGUUAUCCCGUUGAUAUUUUACUAAAAAAAGAACUGGUCAGCGUUGGAUUCGUCCGAAAAGGAGCUACAAUAAUAAAUACAGUUGUAUCUUGUGGAGCUUUCUUGGGCAUCACUAUCGUCGGGCGCAACGUCACAGCAACUACCCUUCUGUUUAUUCUAGGUGGAGUUCUUGGAGAAUUCGUUACUUUCGGGGUUUGCAUGGCCUGCAUAGAUAUAGCACCUUCACUUUCAGGUACCGUCAGCGGGAUCAUUAAUAUUGUUGGGGUAUUUCCUUUCUUUAUGAUACCAGCAUUAGUCGGAUAUAUGACAAAUUAUGAGAAUUCCAACGAACAGUGGAAAAAAGUUUUCUACAUGACGAUAUCUAUCGUUUCUGUGUCAACUUUGCUUUUUGUUAUUUUUGGUGACCUGAAGCCACAGUCAUGGGGUAUAGCUCCACAGUCCGAAAAUAAACGCAAGAAGAAAGAGGAUGUUGCCGAAUCCGAUGACCUGACAGAAUCGAAGCAUUUCCUUCACUCGAUAUAAAUGUUACAUUUUACAUAUUUUUUCCGUUUGUUUUAGACUUUGGCCAGAGCCUCUAUUUUAACUAUUUGAUUAUUCUAAACAUAGUUGUUGUUGACACAUUUAUGUAUAUAUUUCGAAGGAUUUUCUAUAUUUAUUUUUUAAAUAAAUUCUGAAUAGAUUUUUUACAUCGGAA